Molecule: messenger RNA, 2409 nt
Organism: Choloepus didactylus (southern two-toed sloth)
Lineage: Eukaryota; Metazoa; Chordata; Mammalia; Pilosa; Megalonychidae
Product: patatin-like phospholipase domain-containing protein 4
Exons: 7
Coding region: 239-997 (252 amino acids)
Biological process (GO): lipid homeostasis; triglyceride catabolic process
Cellular component (GO): lipid droplet; membrane; cytoplasm
Molecular function (GO): retinyl-palmitate esterase activity; triacylglycerol lipase activity
Source: RefSeq, a predicted model, not a curated record
AUCAGCUGUGCGGGCGCCACCAUGUUGCGCUCAGCCGUUUAAAUACAAAAGGCGGGGCCCAUCGGCGUGAUGACAUCACAGACGCGCGGGGAGCUUGGCUUCGGCCCCUUCGGCAGGACGUGCCAGGGCCGAGCUUUGAUUGAUGGAGUCCUGUUGAAUGACGGCCCAGACCCGCCUUCUGAGUGAAAGGCGGGGCAUCUAACGGAAGUGUCUCAGCCCACCUUGUUUCGCAGCUAGAAUGAAGCACAUCAACUUGUCCUUCGCGGCCUGUGGCUUUCUGGGCAUCUACCACUUGGGGGCCGCGUCUGCACUCUGCAGACACGGCAGAAAGCUCCUGAGAGCCGCCCAGGCCUUCGCCGGCGCUUCUGCGGGAUCCUUGGCUUCUGUCCUGCUAACCGCGCCAGAAAAAAUAGAGGAAUGUACUGAAUUUACGUACAAGUUGGCUGAAGAAACUAGAAGGUUGUCUUUUGGUGCAGUAACACCCAGUUAUGACUUCAUGGCCCGACUGAGAGGAGGAAUGGAGACGGUUCUCCCCACCAACGCCCAUGAACUAGCCCAGAAUCGACUACACGUGUCCAUCACCAACACCAAGACCAGGAAAAACCACCUGGUCUCGCACUUUUCCUCCAGGGAAGUCCUCAUUAAGGUUCUCUUAGCUAGCAGUUUCGUGCCCAUUUACGCAGGGCUGAAAGCAGUGGAGUAUGAAGAGCAGAAGUGGGUGGACGGCGGCUUCACCGAUAGCCUUUCUGUCCUGCCUACAGGGCGGACGGUCACCGUCUCACCCUUUGGUGGCCGAUCAGACAUCUCUCUGCAGGACAAGGGGCAGCCGGAGCUGUACAUUAAUAUCGCCAAUCAGAACUUAAUCCUGUCAGUGGCCAAUCUGGUGAGGCUCAGCCAAGCCCUUUUCCCACCGAGCAAGAGGAAAAUGGAAUCCCUGCACCAGUGUGGCUUCGACGACACCAUUAGGUUUCUACUAAAAGAAAACUGGUUUGAGUAGAAUGCUUACAAGUUUAUAAUUCAAAACAGAUUUCAGACAUUUUGGGAUGCAGAGUUCUAAUUAAAUAUAUUUUCAAAAAAAUCUAUCAGGACCUUGUCGUAAGUAAGGAAACGAGGCAUUUUAUUAGAUUUUGGCAACCUCGUUAAGAAGGGAACACCAAGGGGAUGGGGAAUCAGUUUCAGGGGAUGGUAAAUCAUGAUUUUUAAACCGUGGCAGGUUGAACAUGGGGGCUGCCAUGAAGACUUUUGCGGAGAAUGGCAGCAUGCCUUCCACAAAAAGCAUGGGCGUCCUUUCACCCGGAACUGAAGGGAACUUAUUUAUGCUCAGCCCCAACCAGGCCCCCAGGGGAAGCCGCUGUCCAGGGUCCUGGCAGUGGGAGCCAGGGGCAGCCUCUCCAAAGACUUGACAAGUGUCAGCUGAACCCAGGUUGGCUUUCUGGGUAGAUGUGUGCUAUUUCUCCUGGGAAGGAGGUCGGGGGCAGAGAGAAGAGGGAAGUCAAAAAGCCCAGGAGACUGGGAAAUAGGUAUGUUUUCCUUUUCUCAGUAGGCAGUUGCCCCACCCCUCCUUCCCCUAAACCCUAGCCCAGCUAAGGAGCUUGUCAGGCUGUUUGGAUGUUUCCUGUUGUACAGCCAGGCCUCGCUUGCAUGUCCUUUUUUGUCUCCCUCUCAGGCUCCCUGAUCACCCCUGCCCUCGGGUUUCCUAAACAGGCCGCACCUCACUGAAUGUUUAGCCAUUGAUCUAUAUGCUGGAUAUAUCGACCCUUAAAUAGAUGAAACACUACUGAAAAUAAAGAACCAAGUGGGCUGGGAAAUAAAAAUGACAUCCAGAAUAAUCAGUCUUUUUCUGUUUCCUUUUUAAAAUCAGGUCUUAUGUUUUUUGAGUAGUUGUCCUAUCCCUUUGAGGACUCAUAUUUGGGUUUACAUUAAUUCACUUACACUGUCUUAAGUCUUAAAUCUGCUUUUAUGGGUUUUGCCAAGCAUGAACUCUCAAUUACUAAGAGGCCGUUAAACACAAACCAAUUUAACUGCAUGUCUUUUAAUUGUUAUGCAUUUCUCUUUUUACCCUUUGAAACCAUUCUUUAAAUCAAGUUUAUGGUUCUUAAAAGCUCCAAAUACAGUUUUCAGCACACAAACACCAACUCAUGGCCCUUUUCUUAUGUGUGCUGCACAGAACCAUAGUAGACAAAAGAUGUUUCUUGGGGUACAUAUUUUUCUCCUCCAGCAAAGAUUUUGUUAAAUCUUAAUAUGUUAUUUUAGUAAGUGACAUAGAAGGAUGGAUUAUUAAUUCAUUGUGAAUUCCAUUUAUCUACUAGGAGAAUUUUCAGUUUUCUCUAAGACUUUUUCACCUUACCCCUUUCUUUAAUCAUUGUGUGUGAUUAUGCUAUUGAUAUAUUUCAAUAAAUUCUUUAUUGA